Messenger RNA from Cutaneotrichosporon cavernicola, 261 nucleotides. RefSeq lists its product as uncharacterized. Bases 1 to 261 code for a protein of 86 amino acids. The record is from RefSeq and is a predicted model, not a curated record. Gene Ontology annotation, biological process: copper ion transport. The transcript is spliced from 3 exons. Gene Ontology annotation, molecular function: metal ion binding; copper chaperone activity. NCBI's taxonomy places the organism in Eukaryota, Fungi, Basidiomycota, Tremellomycetes, Trichosporonales, Trichosporonaceae. Gene Ontology annotation, cellular component: cytosol.
AUGGCAACCACAGGCCCAGCUUACAACUACACCGUCAAGAUGACGUGUGGCGGGUGCUCGGGCGCAAUCGAGCGUGUCCUCAAGAAGAACAUUGAGGCGCCCAACGGCUACACCGUCUCGCUCCCCACCCAGCGCGUCGUCGUGUACGGCCCCUCGCUUCCCCCCUUCGAGACCAUCACCGAGAAGAUUGCCAAGACGGGCAAGGAGAUCCUCUCCAAGGAGGAGAUUGCUGCCGGCGCCCCUGUUCCCCCCGUUGCGUAA